AUGCAGCUGCUAGAUCUCAUUGGAUAUGCUUAUAACAGGAUGGGUGAUUACAGAAAUGGAAUCAGCUACUGUGAACAGGCUCUGAAGAUGUGCAGGAGCAUCUAUGGUCAUGGUGCAGCACAUCUGGACAUUGCUAGGUUACUCAAUUCCAUAGGAUCAGCCUGGAGUCAGCUGGGUGACAACAAGAAAUCAAUUAGCUACCAUGAACAGGCAUUGCAGAUGUAUAAGAGUUUGUAUGAUCAGGAUGAGGAAAAUCCUCACAUUGCCGCCUCACUUGACAGCCUGGGGUCAGCUUGGGAACGCCUGGGUGAUUACAGAAAGUCACUCCACUACCAAGAACAGGCACUGCAGAUGAACAGGAGUAUCUAUGGUCAGAGGACAGCAAGUCCUGACAUUUCAAACUCACUUUACAAACUGGGGAUAUCCUGGAGUCACCUGGGUGAUCACAACAAAGCUAUCAGCUACCAUGAACAGGCACUGCAGAUGCUCUGGGGUAUCUAUGGUCAUAAUACAGUACAACCUGACAUUGUCAGAUCACUCAUCAGCUUGGGGGAGGAAUGGAGUGACCUGGGUGAUUAUAGGAAAUCAAUCAGUUAUAAUGAACAGGCACUGCAGAUGAACAGAAGUAUCUAUGGUCAGGGUGCACCACACGCUCACACUGGAUCAUCCCUCAACAACCUGGGCUUAGCCUGGAGUAAUCUGGGAGAUCACAGGAAAGCUAUCAGGUACCAUGAACAGGCACUGCAGAUGUACAGGAGUAUCCAUGGUCAAAGUACAGCACAUCCUGAUAUUGCUGGGGCACUAAACAGUCUGGGGUCUGCCUGGAGUAACAUGGGUGAUCACAGGAUAGCAAUCAGCUACCUUGAAGAGGCACUGCAGAUGUUCAGAAAUAUUUAUGAUCACACUUCAGCACAUCCUAAUAUUGCCACCUCAUUUAACAACCUGGGGGUAGCCUGGCAACGUCUGGGUGAAUACAAGAGAGCAAUCAGAUAUCACGAGCAAGCACUGCAGAUGCGGAGGAGUAUCUAUGGAAAGACAGCACCACAUCCUGACAUUGCCAUCUCACUUAACAACCUGGGGUCAGCCUGGGAUGAGCUGGGUGAUAACAGAGAAGCAAUCAGUUACUGUGAACAGGCACUGCAAAUGGACAUCUAUAUCUAUGGCCAGGGUACAGCACAUCCUGACACUGCCAGAUCACUUAACAACCUGGGGUCAGCCUGGAGUCACCUGGGUGAUUACAAGAAAGCCAUCAACUACCAUGAACAGGCACUGCAGAUGAAAAGGAGUAUCUAUGAACAGAGCAAAGAACAUCCUGACAUUGCUACCUCACUGAGGAAACUGGGGGAGGCAUGGCACCACCUGGGUGAUUACAGGAAAGCUAUCAGCUACCAUGAACAGGACCUGCAGAUGUGCAAGAGUAUCUAUGGUCACAGUACAGCACAUCCUCUCAUUGCCUCCUCACUCAACAACCUGGGGGUAGCCUGGCGCCACCUGGAUGAUUACAGGAAAGCAGUCAGUUUCCUUGAGCAGGCACUGGAAAUGUACAGGAGUAUCUAUGGUCAGAGUACAGCACAUCCUCAAAUUGCCAUGUCAUUCAGCAAUGUGGGGACAGCCUGUCAUCAUAUGGGUGAUUACAAGAAAGCAAUUAGCUACCACAAACAGGCACUGCAAAUGUGCAUGGGUAUCUAUGGUCAGAGCAAGGUAACAGCAAUUUCUAUCACUGCUGCUUCACUCAAUAACCUGGGGAUGACCUGGUACUACCUUGGAGACCACAGGACAGCACUCAGUCUCUGCCUACAAGCCUUGGUAGUGGCAAGACAGAUUUACCCCCAGGACAGUCAUCCAUUAAUAAUACAAAUUAAAAAGGACAUUGCCUUUAUGAGCAGUUAA
Messenger RNA from Branchiostoma floridae (Florida lancelet), 1890 nucleotides. RefSeq names its product tetratricopeptide repeat protein 28-like. Bases 1 to 1890 code for a protein of 629 amino acids. Gene Ontology annotation, molecular function: protein binding. The record is from RefSeq and is a predicted model, not a curated record. Lineage: Eukaryota; Metazoa; Chordata; Leptocardii; Amphioxiformes; Branchiostomatidae. The transcript has a single exon.